AUUUUAUGUAAACUUUGCGAAGUUUUGUGUGCGAUGGCGGUGGAUAUGUUCCUCAGGGGGUCUGGAUUUUUAAGAAAUAUUCCUCUGUUCUCACAUUUUUGCCUUAACAUGAAAUUAUUAACUAUUUUAGUGUGUAUUUGUCAUGUACUCCACAGUACUUUAGGUAUAGAUAAUUCGUGUUAUGACUCCAACGGCAGGGCACAAAAAUGUGUUCCAGAAUUCGUGAACGCUGCUUUCAAUCUUACCGCUGAUGCUACGAAUACUUGUGGAUUAACUGGGCCGCAGGAGUUCUGUCUACAGACUGGUGUUACAGGUGCACGCAAGUCGUGUGGCCACAUCUGCGAUGCUGGUAACCCAUCGCAGAAGCACCCCCCUGAUUUCAUGACGGAUUUUAAUACCCAGAAUUACUGGACCUGGUGGCAGAGUGAGACAAUGUUGGAACGAAGAUCAGACUGGCUUAGUUCCAGACAACAGCAUGUCAACAUCACCCUUAGUCUCGGGAAGAGCUUUGACGUGACAUACAUUCGUAUACGCUACCACUCGCCCAAACCGGAAAGCUUUGCCAUCUACAAGCGUACAACAGAGGACAGUGAGUGGGAGCCAUACCAGUUCUACAGCGCCUCCUGCGGGCGAACCUACGGCCUCCCGUACCGGGGCAUCAUCACCAUAGACAAACCGGACGUGGCCACUUGCACAGAUGAGUACAGUGACAUUUCCCCACUCACCGGAGGGGAGGUGCCCUUCUCUACACUCGAGGGGCGACCUGGAUCGGAGAAAUUUGAGAAUAGCGCAGUGCUUCAGGAAUGGGUCACGGCUACGGACAUUCGUAUCAUGCUGACCCGCAUGAACACAUUCGGUGAUGAGAUCUUUGGUGACCCCCGGGUACUGCGCUCCUACUUCUACGCCAUCGAUGACCUGGCAGUCGGAGCUAGGUGCAAGUGUAAUGGACACGCCAACAAGUGCGAGAUCGGGCCAAACCGUGAACUUGUGUGUGAAUGUCAGCACAACACCACAGGGCCAGACUGCAACAUCUGUAAACCAUUCUACAACGACCGACCUUGGGCCAGGGCCACAGAAAAUGAUGCAAUGGAGUGUCUACCCUGCGACUGUAACGGCAUGAGUAAUGAGUGCUACUUUGACGCGGAGCUGUACCGCAACACAGGUCACGGGGGUCACUGCACAAACUGCCGAGACAACCGAGGGGGUGUAAACUGUGAGCAGUGUCUGCCCAAUCACUACAUCAAAGCUGAUACCAAUCGGUGUACGGCCUGUAACUGCGAUCCUACUGGUUCGGAGAAUCUUCAGUGUGAUGAUUCGGGUCAGUGUCAAUGCAAGCCCGGUGUCACUGGCAAGAUGUGUGACCGAUGCCAGGAAAAUUAUUAUGACUUUAGCAUAUAUGGAUGCAGACCGUGUGGUUGUGUAGCAGAUGGUAGUCGUGACAACAAGCCUCAGUGCAACUCUCAGACAGGGGCGUGUGUGUGCAAGGACUUCGUAGAGGGACAGAACUGUGACAGGUGCAAGCCAGGUUACUUUGGUCUGGAUGGUGCCAACCCGUACGGCUGCGUGUCAUGUUUCUGCUACGGGCACUCUUCCAUCUGCACGGUUGCCACUGGAUACUCACCGCGGUCCAUUAUCACUGACUUUGAAACAGGCAAGCAGGGCUGGACAGGCCUAGACAGGGGCAACAACCCCAUUGAGACGCAGUACAACGGCAUCCUUCAGAACCUGGGUAUCUCAGCUCCCAAUAACAACCCCAUGGUUUACUUCUCUGCACCAGCGCGCUACUUAGGUGAUCAGCGUUUUAGCUACAACCAGUUCCUCUCAUUCAAACUGCGUAUUGGGGAGGAGCAGGCAGCCCCUUCCAUCAUUGACUUGAUAAUAGAGGGUUCCGGCCAGCAGAUCUCCAUACCAUUCUACUACCAGAAGAACCCCACCCCUGGUCUGCAGGUGGAGACCUUCAGGUUCCGGUUGAACGAGCUUCCCGAAUAUCAGUGGCAUCCCAGACUCACUGCUGAGACCUUCAUCUCCAUACUGGCUAACAUCACAGCUAUUAAAAUACGUGGAACAUACAAUAACGAAGGUGUUGGAUUCAUCGAUGACAUUCAGCUGGACACUGCCCGGCGCGGUUUCAACGGAGAAGCAGAAGCAAAGUGGGUGGAGAGUUGCACAUGUCCAGAGGGAUAUAUCGGUCAGUUCUGUGAGUCCUGUGCCCCGGGAUACAAGCGUGAUCCUGCUUUUGGCGGCCCCUUUGCCAGCUGCGUGCCGUGUGAAUGCAAUGGUCACAGUGAACAGUGUGACCCCAGAUCGGGUCGCUGUAUCUGCAACCACAACACAGAGGGGGACCAGUGCCAGCUCUGUGCCGAGGGUUACUAUGGUGACGCCAGGAAAGGGAUGCCAGACGACUGCAAGCCCUGUCCGUGCCCAGGACAGGGCCCAUGUGUACAGCUGUCUGGUGGGGAGGUUGUGUGUACAGACUGCCAGGAGGGAUAUGGAGGCAAUCUAUGUGACAUUUGUCUGGACGGAUAUUUCGGGGACCCGAAGGGCUGGUUUGGAACAGAGCGACCUUGCAUGGAGUGUGACUGCAACACCAACAUCGACCCCAACGCCAUCGGUAACUGUAACAGGACCACUGGAGAAUGCAGGAAGUGUAUCUACAACACCGCAGGCUUCUCCUGUGACAAUUGCCUGCCCAACUACUUUGGAGACCCUCUCGCAGACGAGAAAGGAAAUUGUAAAGCGUGUAACUGCUACCCCCCUGGCACGGAGAGUGUGGGCGUGUUGUCCUGCAACCCACAGACAGGAGACUGUCCCUGCCUGCCCAAUGUGAAGGGACGCCAGUGUAACCAAUGUGAGGUCGGAUACUGGAACCUGGAGAGCGGCCAAGGUUGUGAGGCGUGUAUGUGUGAUCCUAUCGGUUCCCUAAAUACCACCUGUCACCUGGGUACCGGUCAGUGCCAGUGUAAACCAGGGGUCACUGGAAGAAAGUGUGACCAGUGUGACCGCUUCUUCUUUGGAUUUUCAACUGUAGGCUGUACAGCAUGUAACUGUGAUCCCGAGGGCUCCCUGGACAUGCAGUGUGAUGAGAAUGGCUACUGCUCCUGUGUGGAAGGAGUGGAGGGCCGACACUGUGACCGGUGUAUGGAGAACAAGUACAACAUCACUGCAGGCUGUAUAGAUUGUCCCCCCUGCUACAGUCUAGUGCAAGAACGUGUCAACGUUCAUCGUGGCAAACUAAGAGAGCUCAGCAACCUCAUUGUCAACAUCGGCAACGACCCGACGGCCUUCAAUGACACCAAGUUCUUGGAGCAGCUUAAGGUUGUGAACGACUCUGUCAAUGUCCUAUUGAAUGAUGCACAGGGUGCAGGAAGUGACAAUGGCACGAUAGGUCAGCAGCUGGAGAAGCUAAAAGAGAACAUCCUGGAGGUGUUGAACCGGUGUGGAGAGGUGACCCGGAACAUCCUGACAGCAGGGCAGACGGCAGAGGAGAGCCUGGGAGACAUCAGUAGUGCUGAGGAGGCUAUUAGCAGGGCGGAGAUGUCCCUGAAGGCUGCAGAAAACUACAUUGACACCGAGGGUCAGGCUGCACUACAGAGAGCCAGGGAGGCACUGGAGAAGUUUGGUCAGCAGUCCAGGCAGAUGACAGAAAUAGCCACCGAGUCCAAACAGCUCUCCAUGAGCCAACUUGAGGAAGCCAGGCGUAUAGAAAUGCUGGGUAAGAAGGCCCUGGAGACAUCCAAUGAGGCCUUGCGUCUCGCCAGGGAGACCAUGCAGAUGCCUCAGGACAUCAAGAGGGACAUAGAGGACUUGAAAAAGAGAGCUGAGGAUGCCAGCAAGCUGUAUGACCGUACCAAGUUCUUUGCCAACAAGGCCCUGAACAUGUCCACGGAGGCGUACAAUGAGGCCCUGGACCUGUACAGCCAGGCUGUGUCCCUGCAGGUGCCCUCUGUGAACACACAGCAGCUGGUACUGGAGGCUGACAUCAUCAAGAAGGAGGCUGCCCGUAUCAAGAAAGCUGCUUCCGAUCUAAUGGCUGAGAACCAGAACCUGUUCGAAGAGGCUGCCACUCAACGAGAGGAGGUGCAGAAGCUUCUGGACAGUGGAAUUACACACCAACAGCGUGCCGAUCUGUUGCUUUCCGAGGUUGAUGCUGCUCGGGCCAAGGCUCUGAAAGCCGUGGAAACAGGAGAGGAGACUCUACGCGAGGCCAACGAAACUCUCCAGACUCUGCUAGGUUUCAACCAGGUUGUUCAGGACAGUCGAGGCAAGGCAGAGGAUGCCCUUGAGAAGGUUCCAGAGAUUGAGGCAAACAUCAGGGAGGCCGAGGCUAGAACCCAGGAGGCCAGGGAUGCACUCAGUGGGGCAGGAAGUGACGCGGCAGAGGCCCUACGUAUCGCCCAGGAGGCUGAGAAAAUGGCUCAAGGGGCCUCUGAUGAGGCGAGUCGUAUCCGUCAAGAUGCAGGCCAAACCAAGCAGAAGGCUGAGAAGCUGCUGGAUGAUGCAGACCAGCUGGACAAAGACGUGUCAGACUCCAAGGAGCAGGUGGACAACCUCAAACUGAAGGCUGAUACCGACAGGGACCAGACAGAUAAUGCCUUACAGAAGGCAGGUGCCGCCAAGCAGUCUGCUAAGGAAGCUGCAGACAGAGUGGCAGACGCUUUAGCCAAGGUGGAAAACAUCAGCCAGAUACUUUCUACGCUGCGUGACCUUGACACUGCAGAACUUGAUCGCCUGGAGACUGAGCUGGCCGCUGCAGAGGCAGUGCUCCAGAAUGCAGACCUGGAGGCACAGUUUGCCAAACUCACCACAGCCAAUAACCAGUUGAAGGUGUGGGUGCAGGAGUACAGCCAGGACUUGUCAGAGCUGGAGAAGGACGUUCAGAAUGUCAAGGACAUCAUGGACUCGCUGCCCACCGGCUGCUUCAAGAACAUCGACAUAGAGACACCCACUGCACAGUAACCAAGGUUAUGGAACACCAGAACUAUUACCUUGGUGAUAUGACCACCAUGACCUUGGGGUUGGCGCAAACUUGACCUUAGAGAACAACGAACUACCCAAACCUUGAACUCUAUAUAAGUGUCCCUCAAAAGGCAUUUGUUUCAUCAAAUAUAAUAUCCUGAAAAAACAGAAAUGUGUUUGUUGACGGAGCUACUCUUGUCAUGAAUGUAGAAAUGUUAGUGCAACAAUAUGACAUGUCUGCUUGAAUGUACGGCAUACUGUUGUCAUUGUUGUUAUUAAAUAUUAGGAU
This is a messenger RNA of Dreissena polymorpha, 5245 nucleotides long. RefSeq names its product laminin subunit gamma-1-like. The record is from RefSeq and is a predicted model, not a curated record. The transcript is spliced from 30 exons. Lineage: Eukaryota; Metazoa; Mollusca; Bivalvia; Myida; Dreissenidae. Bases 34 to 4956 code for a protein of 1640 amino acids.